AUUAAUAACUGUGUCGGAGAACUCAAUCAGAAAUACUUCAUUCAAUUCCUUAUAUACACAGGGACGGCUUGUACUUAUGUAAUCAUUUCAAUUAUUGUGGCGUUCCUUAGAUCCAAACUGGAUUCACACCAAAGAAUGAUACACACGAGUGUAUUACUCAUUGAAGCCCUGCUAUUCGGUCUGUUUGUGGUGGCAGUGCUCACGGAUCAGUUUCAGGCCAUUUGUGCCAAUGAGACCGCGAUUGAUAGGUAUUUGACUCAACACUCAUCCAAAGCAAACAAAACCCAAAAUAAGACUAAACUCAAGUCCAAGAAAUUAAUGGCAGAGGUGUGCGGAAAGGGACCUAUGAUUUGGUGGCUCUUUCCAUGCGAUCUUAAUCAACGAUACAAUAAAACAGACAAUAAUUCACAUUUCGUUGUA
Oppiella nova is the source of this 420-nucleotide messenger RNA. Lineage: Eukaryota; Metazoa; Arthropoda; Arachnida; Sarcoptiformes; Oppiidae. The record is from the annotation of a GenBank genome assembly.